Plasmodium vinckei vinckei is the source of this 1791-nucleotide messenger RNA. RefSeq names its product conserved Plasmodium protein, unknown function. The coding region runs from base 1 to 1791 and encodes 596 amino acids. NCBI's taxonomy places the organism in Eukaryota, Apicomplexa, Aconoidasida, Haemosporida, Plasmodiidae. The transcript has a single exon. The record is from RefSeq and is a predicted model, not a curated record.
AUGUUUUUUUUUAUAAAUAAGCGAUUGAUGAAUAUUCAAAGAAAUUAUCACACCAAUUCUACUAGCAUAAAUGUGUUAACAAAUAAAGAAAUAAAUAGAAAAAAAAAACAACAAACAUGGAUGAAGAAGAUAAAUGCAAAGGAAAUACCACGAAAAAAAUUUGGAAACAAAUUAGGAACUGUAGCAAAACAAUUAUAUUUAUUAGCAGAUUUAAAAGGUAAUCCUAUAAAUGAUAAUAUUUGUAAUCCCAAUGGGGAAAAAGAUAUUAAAACAAAAUUAGAUAAUUAUUAUUUUCAAAACGGUUUAAGAGAUAAUAAUCAGUCAUAUGUGAAUAAUAUUAGCAAGAUUGAAAAUAAGAAUGAUGUUGAAAUUUUAGAAGGUUUGUCUAAUUAUAAAAAGUCAAAAUUACAAUGGGAUGAAAUAUGUGAUGAGCUAAAAUACCAUUUACCUUUUUUACAACCAUAUAGUAUUAGUAUGGCAUUAAAUUAUUUAUCAAAAAUAAAUUAUAACGAAUAUGAUAUUUUUAAAUUAGUAGCAGAACAAAUAGAUGAAAGAUGGUUAAAAAAUUUUAAUAUAAAAGAUUUGUGUCAAUUAUUAUUGUCUUAUUCAAGACUUAAUUCAAAAUUUUAUGUGUUCAUAAAUUUAAUAAGUAAAGAAUUGUUAUAUAAAAUAUGCUACUCAGAUUUCGAAGAUUUAUCAUUGAUAGCUUAUGCAUAUACAAAACUAGGGAUGUAUGAUUACGAAGUUUUUCUUCAUAUAUGUAACGAAGCAAAACAUAAAAUUAAAGAUGAGCAGCUUAAAAAUGGUCAGCCAAAAGGGGAUGACACUAUUAACGAUUGUGAUAUAAAUUGUGGAACUGAAAAAGUACCAAAUGUUAGUAACCAUACAAGUGAUACUGACGUAAGCAGAAUUGAUGUGGGAGACAAUAAGAAAUAUUCUCAUUUGUCUCUUUUGGCGUAUUGCUUAGGAAAAAAUAAACAUAAUGAUAGUAUGUUACUAAAUUUAAUAGUAGAAUAUAUAGAUUUAAAAAUUGUAAAUAAUAUAGAUUUAAGUAAUUUAGCAUAUGGUUUUUCUGUAUUAAACAUUUAUAAUAAUUGUUUAUAUGAAAGUUUAUGUAAAAAAAUUUAUCAAGAUAUAAAUAAAAUUGAAUCAUUGCAAAAAAUAAUUAUUAUGGGAUAUCUUUUAAAAUACCCACAAUAUAAAAUGCUCGAUUUAUAUUAUAUUUAUUUAAAAAAUAUAAAUGAAGAAAUUAAAAAGGCUAAGAAAAAAAUAUAUAAAGAAGUAGUAUUUUUAAACAUGUGUAUAAAUAGUUUUUCAUGUGAUAAAUUUUUAAGCAUCCUAUUCGAUUCAGUAAAUAUAGAACCUUGUGAAAAUGAUAAGAUAAAUAAAUUAUUUUUUUUAUAUAAUUUUUUAAUUACCUAUGUAGAUUAUUUUAUGAAAAAUAAAAAUGUAGACUCUCGAGAUUAUCCUAAAAUUCUGACCAUUUUAUUCAAAAUUUUGUACUUUGGCGAUACUAAAAGUGGUAACAGCAUUGAUCUAAAAGAUGUGAAUAUAUCAGAGAGUAAUAAAGACCAACUUAUAUUUUUUGAAAAUUAUAAGAAACAAGUAGACAUACAUAAAGCAGCACUUUUACUCGACCUAGCAUUGGAUAAUAUCAUAAAACAAGUUGGCAAACUUCAUAAAUAUGAUUUGAAUAAUAUUAAAAGUUUAUUAAAUAUUUGUAUAGAAAAAAAAGAUAUAAAUUGCGAAUUUAAUUUUAUGCAGAAAGCAAAAGCCAUCUUAUCAUGUUAG